CAAGUGACCAUGGCGGACACAAGGGUUAUGGAUGAGACUGCCGAGUACUCGCUGGAGGAGCAGGAGGGGUACAUCAAGAAGCUCGACGCCAACACGUAUGAGAUUGCCAAGGGCUUUGUGCCGGGCAUGCGGGUGCCCGGACGGUUCUAUGUCAACGACGAGCUGCGUGAGCUCAUGGGCGACGAGCUACGCCAGUACACCUCGGCCAAGGGUGUCGGCGGCUUUGUGCCCGCCCUCAAGCAGAUCGCCAACGUGGCGCAGCUGCCGGGAAUCGUGCGGUACUCGUUUGCCAUGCCAGACGUUCAUUCCGGCUACGGCUUUCCGAUCGGCGGUGUGGCGGCGUUUGACAUGGACGAUCCCGAGGCUGUGGUCUCGCCGGGAGGCGUCGGCUUUGACAUCAACUGCGGCGUUCGGGUCAUCCGCACCAACUUGCGUGAGGAGGAUGUGCGGCCGAUCCAAGAAGAGCUAGCGCAAGCGCUGUUCAACCAUAUCCCGGUCGGUGUCGGCUCCAAGGGCGUCAUCCCCAUGACCAUGGCCGAUCUGGAGGAGGUUCUGGAGAUGGGCCUCGACUGGUCACUCCGCGAGGGCUACGCCUGGCCCGAGGACAAGGAGCACUGCGAGGAGUACGGCCGGCUGCUUGCGGCGGACCCGUCCAAGGUCUCGCGGCGGGCCAAGAAGCGCGGUCUGCCGCAGCUCGGGACGCUCGGCGCCGGCAACCACUACCUGGAGGUGCAAAAGGUGGAGGAAAUCUACGACGUCGAUGGGGCGGCCAAGAUGGGCAUUGACGCCGUGGGUCAGAUCGUGGUCAUGGUCCACUCGGGCUCGCGCGGGCUCGGCCAUCAGGUGGCGACUGACGCGCUGAUCGAGAUGGAGCAGGCCAUGCGCGACGACGGCAUCGAUGUCAACGACAAGCAGCUCUCGUGCGCUCGCAUCGGCUCGCAAGCUGGGCAGGACUACCUCGCCGCCAUGGCGUGCGCCUCCAACUACGCCUUUGUCAACCGCCAGUCGAUGACAUUCCUCGUCCGCCAGGCCUUUGCAAGCGUGUUUGGCAAGUCGCCGCAGGAGCUUGACAUGUCGCUCAUUUACGACGUCUCACACAACAUUGCCAAGGUGGAGGAGCACCUUGUCGACGGCACGCCCAAGACGCUGCUUGUCCACCGCAAGGGCUCGACCCGUGCCUUCCCGCCGGGCCACCCGAUGCUCCCGGUCGACUACACCUACAUCGGGCAGCCCAUCCUCAUCGGCGGCUCGAUGGGCUCGGCCUCGUACAUUCUGCUUGGGACACAAAAGGGCAUGGACGAGACGUUUGGGUCGACCUGCCACGGCGCCGGCCGCCGCUGCUCACGCUCCAAGGCCCGCCGCGAGGUCAAGUACGAGUCUGUUCUCGACGAGCUUGCGGCCAAGAACGUCUCCAUUCGCGUGGCCUCGCCCAAGCUCAUUGCCGAGGAGUGCACCUCGUCGUAUAAGGACAUCGACGCGGUCAUCGAGACCUGCCACCAGAAGGGUAUCGGCCGCAAGGCUGUCAAGCUCACCCCUAUUUGCUGCAUCAAGGGCUAGCUCCGCCGCUGCAGCUGUAAACGAUGGCCGUACAAGC
This is a messenger RNA of Thecamonas trahens ATCC 50062, 1594 nucleotides long. RefSeq names its product UPF0027 protein C22orf28. Gene Ontology annotation, cellular component: tRNA-splicing ligase complex; nucleus. The coding region runs from base 10 to 1557 and encodes 515 amino acids. The record is from RefSeq and is a predicted model, not a curated record. Gene Ontology annotation, molecular function: RNA ligase (ATP) activity. Gene Ontology annotation, biological process: tRNA splicing, via endonucleolytic cleavage and ligation. NCBI's taxonomy places the organism in Eukaryota, Apusomonadida, Apusomonadidae. The transcript has 2 exons.